Messenger RNA from Diospyros lotus (date-plum), 828 nucleotides. RefSeq names its product peptidyl-prolyl cis-trans isomerase CYP18-1. Gene Ontology annotation, molecular function: peptidyl-prolyl cis-trans isomerase activity. NCBI's taxonomy places the organism in Eukaryota, Viridiplantae, Streptophyta, Magnoliopsida, Ericales, Ebenaceae. The coding region runs from base 166 to 648 and encodes 160 amino acids. Gene Ontology annotation, biological process: protein peptidyl-prolyl isomerization; protein folding. The record is from RefSeq and is a predicted model, not a curated record. The transcript is spliced from 5 exons. Gene Ontology annotation, cellular component: catalytic step 2 spliceosome.
GCAGUUGCAGGGCAGGGGACCGCUCUGGGGUGUAAGCCCAAAAAUAAGAGUCCAGGACUGACCGACGGCUACUUGCUCCUCAAUCCUCAUUUGGAACCCUCUUGAUAGUCGGUAGCAAAGGUCGCGCGAGCGAAGAAAGAGAAGGAAGGCUUCGAUCUCGCGCAAAUGGCGGUGACGCUUCACACCAAUCUCGGUGACAUCAAGUGCGAGAUCUUCUGCGACGAGGUCGCCAAAGCGGCGGAGAAUUUUUUGGCACUAUGUGCCAGUGGAUAUUAUGAUGGGACCAUAUUUCAUCGUAAUAUUAAGGGUUUUAUGAUCCAAGGUGGAGACCCAACAGGCACAGGGAAAGGAGGGACCAGUAUAUGGGGCAAAAAGUUCAAUGAUGAGAUAAGAGAGUCCCUCAAGCACAAUGCAAGGGGUAUAUUGUCAAUGGCCAAUAGUGGCCCCAACACUAAUGGAAGCCAGUUCUUCAUUACGUAUGCAAAACAACCUCAUCUCAAUGGAUUAUACACAAUCUUUGGCAAAGUAAUUCAUGGGUUUGAAGUCCUGGAUCUCAUGGAAAAGACUCAGACUGGACCAGGGGAUCGACCUCUUGCAGAAAUCAGGAUCAAUAGAGUGACAAUACAUGCCAAUCCACUUGCCGGCUAAUCUUUAUUCUAGUAGGGUAUUUGUAAGUUGUAUGCUUGAUUACAUGGAGGGCAGGGUGGUAAGGUCUCUCUCAUGGAACAUAAAUUUAUGUUUUGCCCGUCACUCUCUGUCAGAUGCGGUAGAAACACUUGAAUGAAGGGCAAAAGCAAGUGCUAAAGAAUAUAUAUUCUAUUUCUCUAA